This is a messenger RNA of Xiphophorus hellerii (green swordtail), 2122 nucleotides long. RefSeq names its product family with sequence similarity 43 member A (gene fam43a). Bases 110 to 1162 code for a protein of 350 amino acids. NCBI's taxonomy places the organism in Eukaryota, Metazoa, Chordata, Actinopteri, Cyprinodontiformes, Poeciliidae. The record is from RefSeq and is a predicted model, not a curated record. The transcript is spliced from 2 exons.
UGUAUAUAACAGCGGAAUCUGCUCUCUGCACAGCAUAUAUCCUCUGCAGUGAGCAUUUGCAGCGUUGCGCAGAUAAUGGACAGGGGCUCUUCGGGUGAUGGUCAGAUAAAUGUUGCUGUUGAACGGGAACAGCGGUAAAAUGCUGCCGUGGAAGAAGAACAAGUUCGAUCUGAUCGAGGAAGACAAGCAGUCCAAGCAGAAGGGCUAUGCGGUGAGCCUCAACUACUCCGCGCUCACCUCCUUCGCCAAGUCCUGCCCCGAGAGCGCUCUCAACCGGGUGGGCAGCAUGUUCAAGUCCAAGCGGAAAAAGGUGAAGAUCACCAGCGAGGACCCCACGUACACGGUGCUGUAUCUGGGCAACGCCACCACCAUCCAGUCGAAGGGGGACGGCUGCACGGACAUGGCGGUGAGCAAGAUCUGGGGCAAGAGCGAGAUGGGCAAGAACGGCACCAAGAUGCGGCUGACCGUCAGCUCGCAGGGAAUCCGGAUGGUGCAUGUGGACGAUAAAGCCAAGAGGCCGGGACACCUGUACCUGCUGCACCGCAUCACCUACUGCGUGGCGGACCCGCGGCUCCCCAAGAUCUUCGCGUGGAUUUACAGGCACGAGAUGAAGCAUAAAGCGGUGAUGCUGCGCUGCCACGCCGUGCUGGUGUCCAAGCCGGAGAAAGCCAAGGCCAUGGCACUGCUGCUGUACCAGACCUCCGCCACGGCUCUGGCGGAGUUCAAGAGACUGAAGCGAAGGGAUGACGCCCGGCACCAGCAGCAGCAGCUCAUCGGGGACCAGACCAUCCCGCUGGUCCCGCUCAGGAAGCUGCUCAACGGACAGUGUUACUACAAGCCCCCGGUGGAGCGCAGCCGGAGUGCGCCCAAGCUGGGCUCCAUUACCGAGGAUCUGGUGGGAGAGGAAGAGGAGGAGAAAGCGAUGCACUUCGAGUGUGAAGACAUUUUAGACUCGGAUUGUGUCAACGAAAAACACGAGUUAACUCAGAUCAUUAAUGACUUGGGGGAAAUGAGCAUAGGGAACGACUUGCAGAGUCUAAAGGCUGACCUCAGGGUCACCAGACUUCUCUCUGGGGAGAGCACAGGGAGCGAGUCCUCUAUAGAAAGCAACCAGGAGCUCAGCAACGGGCUGGGGGAGGUCAAGGUGCUGGAAGUAGCCUGAAUGACUAUUGUCUGUGCCUCCCUGUGGCUUUGUUUUUCUGAGCCACAUUUUCUCCUUGAGCAACAUUUGUAGAGAUGCACCAAUCAGGCCUCUACCAGAUUCCAGUUUUGACCAGUUCAGAUUUUUCUGAGGAAAAAAGGUGCUGCAGGUUCAAACAGAUAAUAAUGGAAAUUAAAGAAUUAUUUGCAUUAUUGUGUUACUCUCUCACUCAUGUUCAUUAAAGUAUGAUGUUGCUUGAUGCCUUCAUAGGGAGUGGGAGUUUAUGGUUUUAAGCUGUUGUUUGCCUGCAUAUAAUUUAUGAUUCCAAUCAAAGGAUGGAUUGGUGCAUCUCUAAACAUUUGUGCUCUUUGUUGGGGAGCUUUUGUCUGAUAUGUGCCUCUACAACCAAAGGAGAGAAGCUCACUGUAGGUUUUGGAACUACUGCCACACACAAACUCCAAAUCAAGCUACUGAGUGACACUUUAAGAUGUUAUAAACACAGAAACAGUGGAAAAAUGCAUGCACACCUGAGAUUUGACCCCUAGUGUGUCUGAGGACGUCUGCACUAAAUCAUCCUCUUUUGUUUUAGAGGAUUUCUUGUUGCAGCGGGCUUUUGUUCACUUAAGGUUUAUUUCUCACUUGAAACAUUGUGAUCCAAAAAUUCUGCAUUCCAUUUUUUUUCCAUUUUCAGUGCUACUGUGGGUCUGAAUAAGUCCCUCCUCGUUUUCCUGUCAGGGCGCUUCUGUGACAUCCUGCUUUAUUUUUGCACUGUUGUACAUGUACAUAAUGUGUGCCGGUAUGUUGUCUCUGACAUAAAUGUCAUAUCUUUGCUGUGCAAAAGAGGAAAGAAACAUUUAUGUACUAAGUUGUAAAUUAUGUUUUAGCUAUUAAAAAAAUUGUAUUUUUUAAAAAAAUAUAUCAAAUGUGGUUUGAUAUGUGAACCUCAUGGAAUUCUCAAUAAAAAAGAAAACCUAAACCUGC